This is a messenger RNA of Tetrahymena thermophila SB210, 1023 nucleotides long. RefSeq names its product LA motif RNA-binding domain protein. The transcript has 6 exons. The record is from RefSeq and is a predicted model, not a curated record. Lineage: Eukaryota; Ciliophora; Oligohymenophorea; Hymenostomatida; Tetrahymenidae. Gene Ontology annotation, molecular function: RNA binding. Gene Ontology annotation, cellular component: nucleus; ribonucleoprotein complex; chloroplast. Gene Ontology annotation, biological process: chloroplast rRNA processing; chloroplast organization.
AUGAGCAUUAAUAAAGAAGAAGUUAAGAAGCAAGUUGAAUACUACUUGUCAGAUAAGAACCUUGUUAACGAUGAAAAAUUCAGAACCAUUAUUUAGGAACAUCCUGAAGGUUAUUUAAGCUUUGGUAACAUCUUGAACUGCAACAAGAUAAAGAGACUCGGAGUUACUACUUUUGAAUAAUUAGCUACCUCUCUCGCUGAUUCUACUCUCGUUGAACUUAAUGAGGCUAAAGAUUCAGUCCGUAGAGCUGGAAACAAACCCAUCCCUGCAAAGGAAGCUGUAGAUCCUGCUGAAGCUGCUGAAAAGGAAGCUAGAGAAGCUGAAAAGAAAGAAUUAAUCAAUUUCUACGAAACAUUCCAACCAAUCAUUUUCUCAACUGCUUGCGAACAAGAAGGUGUUGCUAAUUGGAGAAACAUCACCGAAGCUUUAUUAAAGUAACACAACGUCCAUGCCCCUUACUGCCGUUUCGGUAAAUUAGAAGGUAACUUCGCCCUCAAUAAGGAUAAGACCUCCCAAGAAGUUAUUGAUCAACUUGUCUAAGAUGGUUUACAAUUCGGUGAAUCUAAAGUUACUAUCAAGGUUAGUGAAGGUGAAGCCCUUAGCAAAUUCUGGGAAUUACACGGUCGUCACUACAACGGUGUAAUGGAAUUAAAGAAAAAGGAAGUUAACCAAACAGUAAAAGCCAAAAAGGACAAAAAGGAAAAGAAAUAAAAAAGAGAAUUUGAAUUCGGUGGUGAAAAAUACACUGAUGUCCUCACCAUUAAGAACUUAUUCAAGGGAAUUUUAGGAAGAACUGCAAAUGGGUAGAAAAUUAUCUCCCCUUAUCACGAAAUGUUAAAAUCAUUGCUUGAAUAUCAUAAUAACAAGGAAGCUAAAUUAAAAGAUUUAGAUCACUUCACUGUUGAUGUUCACCCUGAACAUAAGGACACUAGAUGCUUCUUUGUUGUUAAGUCUGAUGGAACAAAAGAAGACUUCUCUGCUGUUAAGUGUAUUAGCAACUUCGAAGAAAAAUUAAAAUUGUGA